Aspergillus saccharolyticus JOP 1030-1 is the source of this 1972-nucleotide messenger RNA. Its product is annotated as fungal specific transcription factor domain-containing protein. Gene Ontology annotation, molecular function: DNA binding; zinc ion binding. NCBI's taxonomy places the organism in Eukaryota, Fungi, Ascomycota, Eurotiomycetes, Eurotiales, Aspergillaceae. Gene Ontology annotation, biological process: DNA-templated transcription. The record is from RefSeq and is a predicted model, not a curated record. Bases 232 to 1956 code for a protein of 574 amino acids. The transcript has 9 exons.
CAAAGGCUGCUGCUAAGUCUGCCAGGUAUUUCAGGCACCAACACUACCUGCAAUCUCUGCCUGUCGCAAGGACGUUCUUGUUCCUUCACCCCAAUCAAGAAACCUCGGAAGCGCAAGUACGAUCUUGAAGCUUUAAUUCAGGCAGAUGCUGAGAACACUUCGCUGUCUUCAACCCAUAGCAGCGGCCUCUAUAUCGACACGCUGCUUGUGGAUCGUCAGGCCUCUCGACACAUGCGAGAAUCUAUCAAUUCAGACCAGCUGACCACCAUCUCUGGGUUCAACCCGAACAUCUCCUUCUUCCCAGCCAAGCGAGUGAAAGCCAUCAAUGAGAGACUGGGUCAUAAUCGGCUGGACCAACUCCUCGAGGAGAUUCGCACCAUGGUUGCGACCAAGAUCAAGGCGGCGUGCAGUAUCCCGCAAUCGUAUAUCCAGCGGCGGCACUCGCUCAGCCAAAGACACGAGUUUCCUGACUGGGCAAGCAUUCAGGCUCAUAUCUCUGCGUAUUUCGAAGCUGUGCACCCGCUCUAUCCGUUCCUCUCCCCCGAUACAUUCCGCCAGAAAGCCGCGGCUGAGGAUUUGUCCCAGGCGCUGGCUACUGACCAGGCUUGGGCAGCAUUGUUCUACGCAGUCGUAGCUAUCGGAUGUCAGAAUAAUGAGGGGGGCAGCUUCGAUGUGGGUGUGGGGGAGGCCUGGCAAUAUUUUGAGCGAUCACUGUCGUAUUUUCCGGACUUGCUGUUUGGCCGCGGUUCGUUGACUUCAGUGCAGGCACUCAUGGCGAUGGCUAUCUUUUCCUCCACCGUGUCUGCCUUUCAAUUCGAGCCAUUGAUGUUGUCCGAGGCCAGCAUCAUGGCACAGGGACUGGGUUAUCAACGGUCAAACAGCGUGCAGGAGACGUCUCACCGUCGCACCUUCUGGGUCCUCUACUUUCUAGAGAAAACCUCAUGCUUUGGAACAUCGAGGAAUUCAGUCAUUGAUGAUGCCAACAUCAGCUGCGCCAUUCCAGAUGUGGCAGAGUCCGUGUUUGAUGAUUACGACUGGUUCUUCUGCUUCGUCAAGUACGGUCGUCUGGUCUCGAAGAUCCACCAUUCUCUCUUCAACAUCAGCGCCGUGAGUCAACCCUUGCAUCACUACAACUCGACGGUCAUCAGCCUGCGCUCCGAGCUCGAGACUUGGCGCCUCUCGAUUCCCUCGCGGUUCCGACCGGGCGAGGUUCCCAAACCGCGUCUAUUGCGUGAACCAUUGGCCCUGAAGAUAGCUCUGCUCACGCAUUAUCUGUACUUCAAUGCUCUCCUGACCAUCUCAUGGACGAUCCUCCAUGUGGGGACUGCGCGAGUGCCAGCGUCCCAGCAAGACAUCCUCAAACGGGAACUACUCCGCACGGCGAGAAGCGUCCUCGAGUUGACAGCCUUCAUCGACGUCGCGCCCUCAACUCCUGUCUGGCUCCUAGCUGUCCUCCCGCUGUCAGCUCUCAUGAUCCUCUUCGACCUCGUCGUCCACAAUCCCACCCACGCCGAAACCGGGCUGAGCCUGGCCCUCCUCGACAUGGCCGGCGGCCAUUUCAGUCGCAUCGAAUAUGCCAGCAAAGGCGCGCUUCCGGGCUCCUUGGUCGCCGAGUUCGCGCAUCUCGCUCGCCAGUACGUCUCGGACGUCCGGAGCGGCAAGUCCCGGUCGAGCCACGAGGCCGUCCGAGGCAGGGUGUCUGGCGAGAAAGUCCUGGCAUCCGCCAACGCGGAGGGGCCGCACCAGGGAUGCACUGAUACUCAGCUCGAGAGUGCAGUCAUGGAUGCCGGCUUGUCUCAGGGCAAUGGUCUCGAUGCCGCAGCGGCGAUGCAGCCUUGGAGUCCGGCUUCGUUUGACCCGAUCUUCUUUCCGUUCUUGGAUGAUCCCACCUACGCGCUGGACGAUAUGCGGUGGCUGGGGAUUGAUGUUAUGGGCUUGUUUGAUCAGUUGUAUUGAGCCGCGGGCGGUCAGG